Molecule: messenger RNA, 341 nt
Organism: Suillus discolor
Lineage: Eukaryota; Fungi; Basidiomycota; Agaricomycetes; Boletales; Suillaceae
Exons: 2
Coding region: 102-341 (79 amino acids)
Source: RefSeq, a predicted model, not a curated record
UUCUGACUCACAGACAGCACUGAUCUGCACAAUAUUUGGUGCCGGCUGCUGCGAGUCCUAGUCAUCGACAACCAGCUCGCCGGUCUCGAGUCGUGUCCCAAAUGAUGUCCACCAAACGCCACGUGCUUACCAUUUUGAUGUUCGUAGUAAUGUCUCGCCGCCAGCUUGCAUGCGUGGCUUCUCUGGCCGAGUUCCUAUGUCGGUCAUCCCUGGCCAAGCACAACUUCAAAGGACUUGUGAACUUCAGCCCGUCGCAGUCAAGUCGCAUUGACGACAAUUCAUGGCAUGCACGACAACCCCUGUACAUGUGUGCAAAGAGUCGUGUUUAUUUUAGGACAUGA